CUGGAAUGACUGAAAUAACGUGAUGGCAAGGAAUAAAAAAAUAUUUUAUUGUUCGCUUUUUGUCUUAUGCUUGUCUUAUCUUUUGGUAUCUGUCAUUAGCACCGAUACGAUUCAUCCCAUUGAUCUGAUGUUUCUUAUUGAUGGCUCAAUAAAUGCCGGAGAAGAUAACUUCAACAAGCAGUUAACAUUUGUCAGAAAGCUUUGCAAUAGGUUUCCAAUCACGAAGAAUGGUGUCCACGUCGGUCUAGGAGUUAUCUCAGACGAUGGUUUGGUGGCGUUCAAUCUGAAAGAAAACACAGAUAAUUCUAGUGUGAAUGCAGCCAUUGAUAAACUAACAUACCCCGGGGGAGCCUCAAACCUUGGAAAGGCAAUCGCAAAAACUAGAGGAUGGAUCCUGAAGCCGAGUGGUCGGAAGAACGUACCAAAGAUUUUGGUUGUUCUGUUUAAAGGUACAACAUCAGAUGAUAUCAAAACCCCGUCAGCUCAAAUUCAAGAAGAUGGAGUUAAGAUAAUAUCAAUAGGAGUCGAGGCAGAUCGUAUUCAGGCUAAUACUAUAUCAUCAAUAGUUAUGUUUGAAAAUUUGGUGGAGUUUCUCUAUGAUACCGAGGAAAAACUGAACAACGUUGUGAAUAUCAUUAAUGAAGCUUCAGGAGUUCAUACAGGAGUUAUUACCGAGGACUUGGAUGAAAUAAAUGGUGGAAGAAUAAAUCUAAAUAAUAAUCUACAUGGUGAUUCUCGGCAGAAAGCCGCAACUAUCGGAGGACUGACGAAUAAUGAGGAUACAACAAGCGUUCUAGAACCAGUAGACAUUGUUUUCCUCAUUGACGGCUCAGAAAACGUGGGAAAAGACGAAUUUGAAAAUGAACUAAAAUUCCUUCAACAUUUUGUUAAAAAGUUCCCCAUUUCUGAAGCAACGACUCGGAUAGCGCUCGGGACAAUCACGGAUGACGGUCGUGUUGACUUCGAUUUUUCAAACAAACAGAACGCACGCACAAUACAAAAGCGUCUACGACUAGUGACGUAUCCUGCGGGCAGAAUGUACGCUGGUAAAGCUUUAAAGAGAGUACACGAUGAAAUAUUUAAAACCUACACGAGAUCAGUAGCACAGGUUCUCGUUAUGAUCAUGAAAGAAAGAUCUUUGGACGACGUAAAGUAUAUUGCAGCAGAUAUGAGAGAAGAAGGAAUCAAAAUAAUUGCAAUUGGUUUGAACAAAAUUCACAAGGACACUGACGCAGUGUCGUCAAUAUCGAUAUUUAAGGACGGAGCAAGAGGAUUGAUUUCUGAUACGAAGAUUGCAAAAUAUUUGUACGAAACUAUAAAAAAACAGGCAAACAACAGGGUAUAACAAAAUACCUUGAAUAUAAAAUAUUCACUUAGUAAAACAACAGCGGGGGAAUUAAAUAUUUCAUGGUCAGGACGGUGU
Molecule: messenger RNA, 1423 nt
Organism: Dendronephthya gigantea
Lineage: Eukaryota; Metazoa; Cnidaria; Anthozoa; Malacalcyonacea; Nephtheidae
Product: cochlin-like
Exons: 7
Coding region: 23-1345 (440 amino acids)
Source: RefSeq, a predicted model, not a curated record